GCCUGAGCAUGUGGUGAACUGUCAUCGCGCACUCGACGAAGCGAUACCAAAAAAGGAGUACGAGCACAUUACUUCAACUCCGCGUAUUUACUUUGAUUCAGUCGCUUUUACGACAAACACGGCCAAAAUGAAAGUUGUGGGACCUACCUGCGCGCUGAAGAGCAACGUUGGCGGCGACGAUGUCGUCCGGUGUCUCUCCGACCAGAGCCUGACCAUCUCCAAAUGCAAGAUCCCGCUCCUGGAUGAGCAGAUGACCAUGUUUCUUCAGGACAUGAACAGCUGCUACAGCAAGUUGAAAGAGCUGGUGCCCACGCUACCGACCAACAAAAAGGCAAGCAAGGUGGAGAUCCUACAGCACGUUAUCGACUACAUCUGGGACUUGCAGGUGGAGUUGGACGAGCCUGGCAAGAAGCACCAGAACUCCGCUUCCCGAACUCCUCUUACGACUCUGAACGCCGAGCUUGCCAGCAUCGCAGUUGAGAACGGAUGCUCGGAUGACCGAAUCAUGUGUCGUUAAGUUGAUGCUCGAGGUUUCAUAUCAACUGACAGAAAGCAUCCCGGAGAACGAACGAGGUGCGCUGACGUGAUGGACCAGCAACGUCGUGACGCCUCGAACUGUUGGGAGAAUCCCAUUCUUCUGUUGUAGAGGAAGCAAACUUUCAGUAGAGAGUCACAAAAUACGUGGACAUGCAGACUGAACUUUGACCUGCUCUCUGAAAUAUUCCCAUACAUAGACUGUCGUGUGUUAGCUGUGGAAUCCAUGGCGAUAAUUCACCUAUAGUUCAUGCAUUUCCUUGUUUCUUUUUGUCAAUAUUUUCAUAAACUUUAGAGAAAUGUUAUAUUUUGUUGUAAAGGUCGUUUUCUCAGAUUACUGAGCGAAGAAUGUAUUGUAUAUUACAAUGACACAUGAUGUGAACUUUAUUGUGUUUUUUACAAUGUAUCUGUGUUUUUAAUAAAACCAGAAAAUGAGACUA
This is a messenger RNA of Triplophysa dalaica, 974 nucleotides long. RefSeq names its product inhibitor of DNA binding 1, HLH protein (gene id1). Lineage: Eukaryota; Metazoa; Chordata; Actinopteri; Cypriniformes; Nemacheilidae. Bases 128 to 517 code for a protein of 129 amino acids. Gene Ontology annotation, biological process: cell differentiation; circadian regulation of gene expression; negative regulation of transcription by RNA polymerase II. The record is from RefSeq and is a predicted model, not a curated record. Gene Ontology annotation, cellular component: cytoplasm; nucleus. Gene Ontology annotation, molecular function: transcription regulator activity; protein dimerization activity. The transcript has 2 exons.